AUGCCUUUUGCACCAUUUGUUGGUGUGAAUCAUCAUUAUCAAUCAAUAUUAUUUGGUGGUGCACUAUUAAAAGAUGAGAAGGGAGAUACAUUUGUGUGGUUAUUUACCCAGUUUUUGCGGUGUAUGUUCAAUAAGCAUCCUAUUUCAAUCAUCACAGAUCAGGAUAGUGCCAUUUGUAAUCCUGUGAAACGUGUCUUUCCCCACACUUGCCAUCGUUUUUGUGUUUGGCAUAUUCAAAAACAUAUGGUCGAACAUCUUCAAUAUGAGAAUUUGCGCUAUCCUACUUUUAACAAUGGUUUAAGGGAAGUUGUGAAGAGCAUAACGGUAGCUGAAUUUGUGGAGAGGUGGGCAAAACUCUACGAGAAGUAUGAACUAAGUGAGGGUAGUAGAAAUUGUGCCAUUUCAACUAAGAGGCGUGCAGAAGAGGAUGAAGAUUUUAAGUCCUUGAACACAAUGCCUUCCACCGAUAAUAUGCAUGCCUUUGUAGUAAAAGCAGGUGCACUUUUCACCGCCACUAUAUAUGCAAAAUUUAUGAAGGAAUGGAAUCAAGCAAGAUGGACAGCUAGUGUAAGACAUCGUUCAUCACAUGUUGAGAAGUGCAUCACUAGAGAUCUAUCAUUUCAUUAUUUAACAAUUUCUACAAAGUGGUUGAAUGUUCUUGGGCGGGCAAAAGAACAUGAUGAUGUAUUGGCAGAUAUAAACAAUUUUUUUGAUGAUGUUAUCUUACGACUUGAUGAAAAAGAUACAUUGAAAAUUUUUACUCUUUCACAAUCAAAAGUUGCAUCAUUCGUCUCAGGUAGUAAUAAUGCUCAUGUUAAUAUUACUAUCUGA
This is a messenger RNA of Impatiens glandulifera, 831 nucleotides long. RefSeq names its product protein FAR1-RELATED SEQUENCE 5-like. Gene Ontology annotation, biological process: regulation of DNA-templated transcription. The record is from RefSeq and is a predicted model, not a curated record. Lineage: Eukaryota; Viridiplantae; Streptophyta; Magnoliopsida; Ericales; Balsaminaceae. The transcript has 4 exons. Bases 1 to 831 code for a protein of 276 amino acids.